Messenger RNA from Monopterus albus (swamp eel), 3332 nucleotides. It is a transcript of the gene tbcela, whose product is annotated as tubulin folding cofactor E-like a. NCBI's taxonomy places the organism in Eukaryota, Metazoa, Chordata, Actinopteri, Synbranchiformes, Synbranchidae. The record is from RefSeq and is a predicted model, not a curated record. Gene Ontology annotation, molecular function: protein binding. The transcript has 12 exons. Bases 517 to 1806 code for a protein of 429 amino acids.
CGGGAUGUCGGGGUGAGCAAAAUGACAGCUGGUUUGUUUUCAUCAACAAGGGAAAUUUAAAGUAGGCAUUAAAGGCUGCAUCGAGCUGCUGCUGGGGGUCAGACUCAGUGAUACCGAGUCUGGACUGGACGCUGCUACAUGGCUGUUAACAGGCAGUUUGCACCUUUAAUAUCCCAGUUUAAAGCUGAGCCUUUUAUUUGGGGCUGCAAUUGAAAAGGCGGCUGUAGCUGAUUAACUAUUGUCAUGUGGUUAACACCCUGCAAAUCCUCCUCUUUCUGGCCUGUACAGUCACAAUCCUGAAAGUUGGUCAAAGAGGGACCAGCAUUUGUUCUGGGGAGGUCAUCAGCCCUACCAGCCACUCAGGAGUAAAGCAGUAGUGACACUGCCAUAAGACCUGUUUUCAGCCUCCAAAUAGAGAGCUUUGUCUUGUGUAUAAACUGUCAAUACAGAAACAAAAGGGGACAGUGAGCAGUGAUAGUGGUCAAAUUAAGGGAAACAUCACUUCAGCUGAAGGGCAUGGAGCCACCAGAGGAUAAAGAUGGCCGUACCUUCGUGGAGGUGAUGAGUGAAAAGUACAGCCCAGAGAACUUUCCAUACCGCAGAGGACCUGGUAUGGGGGUGGUGGUUGUGCCCACCGCAGGUCCUCAGGGUUCCCCUAUGAAAGAUCGUCUGAACCUGCCCAGUAUGCUGGUGUUGAAUAGCUGUGGGAUCAGCAGGGCAGGAGACCAGGCUGAGAUCGCUGCUUUUUGUGCCCAUGUCAUGGAGCUGGACCUGUCCCACAACAAGCUGCAGGACUGGAAUGAGAUCAGUAAAAUUGUGGCCAACAUCCCAAACCUGGAGUUUCUGAACCUGAGCUCCAACCCCCUGGCAGGAAUGAUCCUCGAACCACAGUGUGCCGCAGCCUUUUCCCGGGUCCGACGCCUUGUCCUCAACAACACUCAAGUGUCCUGGGACACUGUGCUGGUGCUCACUCGGGAGAUACCGGAGCUGGAGGAGCUGUUCCUGUGCCUUAAUGAGUACAGUAGUGUGAGUGCCUCCAGCGUGGCCUGCCCCACCCUGCGGCUGCUUCACAUCACCGACAACAGCCUCCAGGACUGGGCUGAAGUCCGUAAAUUUGGGCCCAUGUUCCCUAGCCUGGACACUUUGGUCAUGGCUAACAACAACUUGGCCUCCAUUCAGGACAAUAAGGAUAUUCUGCAACGGCUCUUUCCCAACCUACGCAGCAUCAACCUGCACAACUCAGGUCUUAACCGAUGGGAGGACAUUGAAAAGUUGACCUUCUUCCCCAAGUUGGAGGAGGUGCGACUGCAGGGCAUUCCUUUACUGCAGGCCUACACCAACGCAGAGCGACGCAGCCUGAUCAUAGCGCAGCUUCCCUCAAUAUCACUACUAAAUGGCAGCGUUGUGACUGAUAGUGAGAGAGAAGAUGCAGAGAGGUUCUUCAUACGAUACUACUUAGACCAACCUAAGGAAGAGCUGCCCUAUAGAUACCAUUCCCUGGUAACCAAGUAUGGGAAGCUGGAGCCACUUGCUGACAUUGACCUCCGACCUCGCUGCCAUGCCCAGGUGGAGGUUCACUGUGAAGAAAAAGUAGAACAGCUGAGCAUCCGUUUAGACCAGACAGUAGCCGAGCUGAAGAAGCAGCUCACAACAGUGGUGCAGCUGUCCAUCAACAGCAUGAGGCUCUACUAUAUUGACAAGGACAGCGCCUUUGGUCCAGAGGAAAUGAAGUACAACACCCGUGCUCUCCACUCCUACAGCAUCCAAGAUGGUGAUGAAAUACUGGUUGUACCUAAGUCCAAAUGAACAGUGCGUGUCCAGCUGACUGAAUAAAGUAACUUUUUGAUUGAUUGAUUGAUUAUAGAAUACUGAAUAUGGAUACUACUGGAUUAUGUGACAUUGCAAAAUAACUGGAAACUGCAACAACUGGAAACUGGAACAGAUUCAGCAGCUCCCUUGUUGGAACAAAGGGAGAUGAAAAUGAUGGGAGUCAUGAAGACUGCACAGUGGACUACAGUGGGCUCCUGGGAGGCUCUGGCUGGAAAAGCAACCAGUUGUGGUUCUUAUACCUUUAUUUAUUUUAGCUUUAUUUGAGGGCAUCCACUGAAGUUAGUGGACAAAUCUCUCACAAUGAAAAACAGAAGAGAGCAACUUGCAGUCACCUGGCAGCUUCAGAAGGGGAGGGCACUGCUCUACCAGCAGAGCUUUGCUGCAGAUCUAUCUCUUAGUACAAGGCAUGUACCAUAGCACCUGCACAGGAAAGUAUCCAACAACACCGUGUGGCCAUUUGUUGCAAAAGCUACCCUGUUCAGUGGUGAGGCAGUGCUGCUGAGUGGAGAGGGAUUCCUCUUCUCAUCUUCACCUUUACUGUACAGUCAGCACAAUGUCAAGCAGCAUCUGUUCAAGGACAAUUCCAGCCUAAAGUACUGUUAAAUGCAGGGGUUGGUCCAUUUUGUUGCUCAGUGAGUUUUUUGUUUUGUAUUCCUGUGGAUAAUUGGCAAUGUUAAAAGAUCACAUUCAGGUUGUUUGGCAAAAUUCCGAGAGAAUCAAAUUGCAUGGGGAGCAGUGUGGUGAUUUGUCAUAGAAUGAGCCGAUUGCUUUGAAUAAUAACCUCUGUGAUAUGGGUUUUCCACAGAGUUCUUUACAUUUACAUUUGCUCUUUCUCCCUCAUCAAACAGUCGAGAAUUUAUGUAUAUGCUAUAUGCUGUUCAUUCCCAACUAGAUCUUACUGAGAAGUCAUUUCUCCAAGUAUGUGCACUGGAGGCUUUAAGUUUCCACAUUACACUUGUUUAAGUCACAUACUGGACCAUGAUUGGCUUCCACAUUAGCUGCUAUGUCACAAAAUCACCUCUUUCUGUACACUUGUUAGCAUCAUGGUGGGAAUUCUUUUAAUGUAAUUCUUUUGUUCCCCCAAUCCAUAGGAACAGUUAGUGUGUUGGUCCAGUCCAGUUAUAAUACAGGCAAGGGAAACACUCUGCAUAUAUCACAGAAAGGAAAUAUUAUCUGACACUUUACAUAAUGCAUUUAGAGCUGCUCUGCCAGGCCAUGGUGAUUGAAGCUGUAGCUGUGGACCUGGUAUUCAUGUAGUUUCUUUUUCACAGAGUGAAUUAAGGAGAGGGACUCGAUUGACUCUUUAAGGACCUUUUUUUUUUUACAGUAAUGGCAGAUCAUGGGAACAUUAAGUAGUUCCAAACAUUAGCAGCAGUGCCAUAGAGGCACAUUUACUUGGCUGCUACCUAAAGCUAAAGAAGUUGAAAUCAGUAGCAGUAAUUAUACUUGACAUUUUAAGUAGCGGCAUGUGUUUUACACAUUUUACAUUUUUGACUGUCUUA